Molecule: messenger RNA, 2529 nt
Organism: Heterobasidion irregulare TC 32-1
Lineage: Eukaryota; Fungi; Basidiomycota; Agaricomycetes; Russulales; Bondarzewiaceae
Exons: 9
Biological process (GO): autophagy of mitochondrion; protein localization to phagophore assembly site
Cellular component (GO): phagophore assembly site; autophagosome
Source: RefSeq, a predicted model, not a curated record
GAGACGAGCGUGCUCCGCCCGAACAUCCAUUACGAAGAUAAGAUACAUGAGGAGUCCGAGUCCGACGACGAGGUCCCACAGAGCUUCAUGAUCGAGGCACCGAGCGCGCGCAGGCCGCCACAGCCCUCGGUGCCGCCGAACCCGUCGCGGCUGGGGAAGGGCAAGGAACGCGAGACGCGCGGCCCUCCAUCGUUGCCGAUGUUUGUCGGCGGUGUGGACGUUACGCGGAUGUCGGUGCCCCCGCGGCCGUCAGAGCUUGACUCGGACCACGCGCGAUCCCCGCCUUCCCCACCUUCGACACAGCCCCCGCGACAGAUGCCGGGACUCGACGCGUACGAGCGCGCACUAUGGAACUGGGUCAACGUGUAUAAUCUGGACGCGUUCCUGCAGGAGGUAUACUAUUACUACGAGGGGAAGGGCAUAUACUCCAUCGCGCUCGCCCGCGGGCUGAAUCUUCUCACAGUCGGGUUUGUCAUUAGCUUCUCGACAUUUCUGUUGCGAUGUGUGGAUUAUUCGCGGAUUCGACCCGAGCGGGUGACGCGGUUGUCAGAUGUCGUCGUCGACCGAUGUGUCUCGAAAUUUUCCGGGUUCACGCUCCUCUUCUUCCUCCUGUUUUGCGCCUUUUAUCUCUGGCAGAUAGCCUCGUUCGUAUCGAGCACCAUGCGACUCGUCGACAUGUACCGCUUCUACACUUACCUCCUCCGCAUUCCAGACGAAGAUAUUCAGACAAUAUCCUGGCCCGAAAUUGUCCGGCGCAUCGCGGCCAUCCGUGAUUCAAAUCCGCUUACUGCGUUGUCUUCGCGGCCGCGCGACACCGACGGCGCGAAGCUGGACGCGCACGACAUCGCGAACCGCAUCAUGCGCCAAGAGAACUUUCUCAUCGCGUUGUUCAACAAGGAGGUGCUUGACUUGCGUGUGCCGCUUCCCGCGGGCCUCGAGCGCAUCGUCGCUCCCGAAGAGGGCAAGGGGCGUACCCUCACGCGGGCGCUGGAGUGGAAUCUGCGGUUUUGUCUGAUGGAGUAUCUGUUUGACCAGAGAGGCAGAGUCAGAAAGGUGUUUUUGAAGAGCAAGAAUCGGGCGGCGUUGAUAGAGGGGUUGAGGAGACGCUUCAUCUUCAUGGGUAUCUUAAAUGCUAUCUUUGCACCAUUCAUUGUACUCUAUCUUCUCAUGUACUCAUUCUUCCGCUACUUCGAGGAGUAUCACAAGAACCCAUCUUCAAUCGGGGGACGCGCAUAUACACCCUUCGCACAAUGGAAGUUUCGGGAGUUCAACGAGUUACCGCAUUUAUUCACGCGCAGACUCGACGAAUCAUAUCCAACUGCCAACAUGUAUAUCGGCCAAUUUCCGAACGAGAAGGUCGCUAUCGUCAUGAGAUUUGUCGCCUUCGUCGCGGGCUCAUUCGCGGCCGUCCUCCUCUUGGCAUCCGUCCUCGAUCCAGACAUAUUCCUCCAACUUGAAAUCACUCCACACCGCACGGUGAUAUUUUAUAUCAGCCUGUUCGGUGGUGUGCUCGCCGUUGCGCGGGGGAUGAUCCCGGAGGACAACAGGGUGUUUGACUCGGAGAUGCUCAUGAUGGAAGUCGUAAACUAUACGCAUUAUAUGCCGGACGAGUGGAAGAACCAACUGCAUUCGAAGAAGGUCCAUCAGUCGUUUGGAGAGCUGUUUGCGAUGAAAAUCGUCACGUUUGCGAAGGAGCUCAUUUCGGUUGUUUUGACUCCCUUCAUCCUCUGGUUCUCCCUCCCUGAAUGCGCACCCGCCAUCAUCGACUUCUUCCGUGAGUUUACGGUCCACGUCGAUGGGCUUGGCUUUGUGUGCAGCUUUGCCGUUUUUGAUUUCCAACGGCAUGGGAAUGUCAAGUUCGGAGCACCCACCGAAGUCAAAGACAAACGACUCAUGUCUAACGAGGGCAAGAUGGAGAAGAGUUUCCUCAACUUCAAGGCCGCGCACCCUGAAUGGGUUCCCAGCGAUCCUUCGGGCUCGCUCUACCUGAGCCGCAUGGCGGACUUCACCGCGCGGCGGCGACAGCCACCCCCUGCUCCUCCACCGCUAGAGCAGCAGGACCUCGCUGCAACAUUACGAACCGACGAGCAGCUCGCGUCACGUGCGAAGGAAUACGAACGCGCGCUGCAAGAGAGCCAGAGCGCUGCCGUCGCACGGCGCAGAUUCGGGACGGGCUCCGUGCUGCUCAACUCGAGCGCCAACGGUGGGCUUGGGAUGGGCCAGAGCCAGCCGGGCGCGUCGACGAUUUUCCAGUCGACAAUCGGCGGGAUGGCAAUGGCGCAGACGGCGGUGCUGGGCGACUCGGACGGGAGUAUCGCGCCGGCCGGACUGCGCGGGGGCAGCGGAGGGAGCGAAGAGAUCGCGCUGGAGGACCGCGCGGUGGACGGAGGCGUUGGGAGUGCGCUGGGCGAGUCCUACGUCGAUGGGACGGCACGAAGAGGCAGGGCGGUGGCGCCGGGGCUGUCGAUGCAGGAGGAGGAGGAGGAAGUGGCGGACGGCGGUGUGUUGGGGUUGUUGGCACAGAUUUAU